AUGGAUUUACUGGGGAGCAUUGGGGGUCAGGAUGGUUCCUACCUUUGCGAACUGUUGCUGGAGAAAGGAUAUUGCGUUCAUGGGAUUCUCCGCCAUCGAACGACCGCAGACUACGCUCCCCUGGCUCUCUCUUAUGUCUUAGCAGCAGCAGAGGAAUUUCCAAACAAAGUGGUGCUACACCCAGGAGAUAUUCUAGAUCCAUACUUCCUGCUGCGACUGUUCAGAGAUCAUAGUUACAGCGAAGUGUACCACCUUGCAGCACAGAGCCAUGUAGGAACAUCAUUCGAUCUCCAACUGCACACCAGCGACGUGAAUGCAUUGGGCACGCUGCGGCUCAUCCAGACCAUUCUAGCCUUACGGCAGGAGAGCAAGAUAAAGUUCUACAACGCAUGCUCAUCUGAGGUUUUCGGUGAGACGCGCGAUGGGUGCCAGGAUGAGUCUACGCCAUUCAGGCCCGUAUCUCCGUAUGCCGCUGCGAAGGCCUUUUCGUUCUGGGUAACUUCUAGCGCGCGGAAAGCGCAUGGUCUUUUUGCCGUUAAUGGCAUCUUAUUUAAUCAUGAGUCUCCUCGCAGGGGGCUUGACUUCGUUACGAGAAAGAUCACAUUUGGCGUAGCUCAGAUGCACGUCGGCUGCACAACCUGCAUCACCCUUGGCAACCUAGAUGCACGGCGAGACUGGGGCCACGCCAUCGAUUACAUGCGUGGGGUCUUUGCUAUCAUGAUGCAGGACGUGCCCGACGACUACGUUAUCGCCACCGGUGAGACAAGGUCCGUCCGGGAAUUUGUUGUGGCGGCGUGCCGGGUUGUAGGCAUUGAACUAAGAUGGAGAGGGACGGGAGAUCAGGAAGUCGGUGUCGAUGCUGACACAGGGGACAUCCGAGUUCGGGUUGACCCCGCGCUCUACAGACCAGCAGAGGUGCCCUUCUUGCAUGGGUCUGCUCGGAAGGCCACUACUCGGCUUGGGUGGACUCCGCAGGUCUCCUUUGAGGCCCUCGUGAAGGAGAUGGUAGAGUCAGAUCUCGCCCUGGUUCGGGGCAGGCCUGCAAAAUUGCGGACGGCGAGCAAACUAUAG
Messenger RNA from Aspergillus caelatus, 1071 nucleotides. RefSeq names its product GDP-mannose 4,6-dehydratase. Lineage: Eukaryota; Fungi; Ascomycota; Eurotiomycetes; Eurotiales; Aspergillaceae. Bases 1 to 1071 code for a protein of 356 amino acids. The transcript has 7 exons. Gene Ontology annotation, molecular function: GDP-mannose 4,6-dehydratase activity. Gene Ontology annotation, biological process: GDP-mannose metabolic process. The record is from RefSeq and is a predicted model, not a curated record.